UCGUCUCGUCUCCUUUUCAGCAGCUUAUCGAUUGUCCGACUCUGUAUUUACCAGUUGCUGCUCUCUCCCUCGCCGCUCCUCCGAUCGCCGUUGGGGACGUCCAUAUUGCCAACGUGCUGCGAUUAUAACGAGCACUGCCCGCCUGCGUGACGCCUAUUCUUAGAGUUGGAUGGAUGCUUAAGCUGGCCGACGAGGUCAUCAAAACUUAGUUCGCCCGCGCCGACCGCCAAUCCAUCGCCGCUGCUGCUUUCACGCCGCCAACCCCAACAACGCCCGCCUGUGCGCCGACCAUGUCCAGCAGCACGCCCACCACCAAGAAACCACCCAUCCCCGCUGCUGCUCGCCGCACCCCCGCCGCUGCCACCAACAAUUCGGCUGCCGCAGCCGGCUCCAGCGCUGGUCGAGACUCGCCCUCCAAAAUGUCGUCCAGCGCGACCAACAGUGCGGCUGGUGCGGGCGCAACGGCCUCCCUCAAUCGCACGCGUUCAACACGAAACGGCGCUCCCAUGUCUGCGAGAGCAGCGGUGAGAGGCAAAUCAGCCACCGACAACGCUGCCGACGAAGAUGCUAAAGCAGAACUCCUCGCCAAAAUGGAGGACCUGCAACAGAAACUCCAAGAAGCCGAGCGCGCUUGCGAAGAGUCACACAAGCAGGCUGCAGUACUUCAGGUGAAACUUGACGAGGCUCAUAAGGAGCAAGGCAUGCUGGAGGAGACCGUCCACGAGCACACUGAGCGCAUCAACGACCUCGAGAACGAGAAGAAGGAGAGCUUACGAGCACGACGAGAGAUUGAACAGAUCUACGAAAGCGAAAAGGAGGCCGCGAUGAAGGAGAAGGAGGAGGCUCUGAAGCGGGAAGAGGAGAUGCAGACUGCCCUCCAGCGUAUGAAGGAGACCCUUGCUCAGCGGGAAAUGCGUGCCGGCCUGGAUGAUGACCGGAGGCCCGUUCUCUCUAGGCACUCGAGCAAUGCGCGAAGUGCAAAUGGCUCGCCAGGUCCAGAUGGUUCUGAUCGCCAAUUCGCUCCUCCCUCCGUUUCCCGAAGCGAUUCGAUGUCACGAAUGAACUCCAAGCUGGUCAACCAGAAAGACAAGAUCAUUGAAGGGUUACGUCUCGAGCUCGCCGAAGCACAGAUCAAGCUCGUCGAGGUGGAGAACAUGGGUGGUGGCCGCAUGCAGGAGAUUCAGAAGCAGCUGUACGACGUCAAGAUGCACAACGCCCGUCUCAUGGAAGAGAACGAAUCCUUCCAGCUCCUGCUCAGCGAAAAGACACUGCAAGGAGACUUCAUGCGAGGACCCGCACACAGCGAGUCUCGUCCACCUUCCCGACACGCUGAAGGCACAAGCGGUACAACUCUCGCAGACGAGCUCGACUCUCACGCCGACGAAAGCGAGAUUGAAGGAGACACGCGACGCCUGCAAGCCGAGAUCAACGGCCUCAAGGACGCGAACAAGGCUCUGACGUUGUAUAUUAAUAAUAUCAUCUCCCGCCUGCUGCAACAUGACCAAUUCGAAGCGAUCCUCGAUAAGACGCCGGAUCUCAUGGGAGGCUCUGACGCCGCCCGGAGGCGAAGAGCAGCAAACACGGAUAAAGACCUGCCGCCACCACCAGGAGGCGAAAAUGAGCAGCCCAGUCUUUUGCAGAGAGCGAAGAGUGUCAUGGGAGGAUCCGCCAAGCCUCGACCGCGACCAUUAUCGCAAACGCUCACCCCAUCUGAACUGAGCGAGCCUGUAGCGAAGGGACCGGCAUUGCAUGAGGAUCCUACGACAGCUCCAAGUGUACCAAUAGCACGAGCUAGGUCGACCAGAGCACCCAGUGGGCACCGCCGAGCCAACUCAGAGUGGCCCGCUGCAAGCGUGGUGACGAACAUGUAUCGCGGACCUUCACCAAAUUCGGGUCCUCUGAGCCCAGGUCUCACAUCUCCGAUCAACCGCAACUCAUUCUUCGGACGAGCUCCAUCAUCAGGAUCACAAGUCCCAACCAUUUCUGAAAAUCAUGGUGACAAGGACAAUGCGAGAGACAGCAAGAUGGGCAGCAAUGCCAGCAACCGCAACAGUGUCAUCUCUAACCCUGGCAACAUUGGCAUUGACGAGGACAAUGUGCUCAAUAUCAACAACGAAAGGUCCAACCCUUCAUCACACCCAUCGUCACCGCCGCGCAGUACAACCAGCUCAGGCGACAGGGAUAAGCCCAGUGGCGCCAUCAUGAUGGGCUCCAAACCUCGUCCUCUCCGGCUGGUCCAGGAAGCUGCCGACGAAGACGCGGCGAAGAAGCAAGCCAAUCGUGGAAGCUGGUUCGGCUGGAUGAACAAGGGAGGCGCUGCACCACCUGCCACGAACAAUCGCGACUCUGUGCACUCCCCGCCACUGGGUAGUGCUGGCGGCGUUGGACAAGGUCUUACUGAGAAACUCGGAGGUGUCUUUGGCCAACGCAAGAGCGAGAGCGAAGCAUCCGGCAGCCAGGCGCAAUAGAAUUCGCCAUCUUUGCGGGAGAGAAACGCUGAUGAGUAUCUUCAUCUGCGCGAGGAGUGGAAUAUCAGGGAUCGAACUGACGCUGCUACCGGAUCUCCUGGGAGAGGCCAUGGAAGACGGACGAGGGAGAACAUUCGGCCUGCACUCAACGCUCCUGCUCCUGCUCUCUCGCUCACGCGAGUCGCCGCUACAACGGGUAAAGAGAACAUCCGACCUUCCCACACCUCUCUACCACCCAUGUCGCCAGCUGCACCUCUCCCGCCACCUCCUGCGCCCGCUUUCGUCGCCAG
Cercospora beticola is the source of this 2758-nucleotide messenger RNA. RefSeq lists its product as uncharacterized. NCBI's taxonomy places the organism in Eukaryota, Fungi, Ascomycota, Dothideomycetes, Mycosphaerellales, Mycosphaerellaceae. The record is from RefSeq and is a predicted model, not a curated record.